Xiphophorus hellerii (green swordtail) is the source of this 8231-nucleotide messenger RNA. RefSeq names its product sperm acrosome associated 6 (gene spaca6). Gene Ontology annotation, biological process: fusion of sperm to egg plasma membrane involved in single fertilization. The coding region runs from base 4562 to 5806 and encodes 414 amino acids. The record is from RefSeq and is a predicted model, not a curated record. Lineage: Eukaryota; Metazoa; Chordata; Actinopteri; Cyprinodontiformes; Poeciliidae. The transcript is spliced from 9 exons.
AGGAUGGUGACUAGAGAGAGUGAGGAAGAGGGAGAAAGAAAGGAAGGCACAUGUGUGUUUUCACGAGCACACAACUGAGCAGGCUCCCCUCCACCCCGUCACCCCCACCCUCGUUCUCUCUCUUUUAAAUUUUUUCCCCGGUUUGCAGCCAGGCGCGUUCAGUGACAACAGCCCUGCAGAGACAAAGGGUGAAGCGCUGCGUAGAUGUUGUCAGGUAGGUAGGAAGCAGAACACUGGAAUCAAUACUAUUGUCUGUAACCUACCUGCUGCUGGGCUCCCUGUCUGGCCCCAGCAGAGACCAUCAAGGGGAGAGGGAGGGAGACAGAGAGAGAGGGAGGGAGCUGAGAGGAGAAACAGAAUCACUCUGGCUGGGAGAGAAAGGAAAAGAAGAGGCUGACUCUGAGGUGAAUACCUGUUUUAUUUGCUUUAUACAUUCCCACCCAGCAAGUUAAUGCAGAUUCAUUCAUUUCAUCUGCAACUUAUUUCACAACUCAUGCAUAUAAAGCCACUGACAGUAAUUAAAUAAGUCAUGUUAUUGACAAUGCAUGAUUAUCUUCACGCUUGUAAGUGGAUGCAUGUGGGGUUUGUUUGCAAUAUACAGCCUUUGCGAGUAAUUACGGCGCGUCCAUGCUGCUGGCGGCGGGGUCAUGUCUGUUAUAAGCUUACUUUGCACCUUUCUCAAAAGCAAAUUGAUGUAUGUUAAUAAAACAUAAUUAGUACUGUAAAAAUGGCAGCUGUCACUGUUCAGAGCGCAAAAGGUGUGCAUGCAGUCAUUGCAGAAACUUUGAGCUUCUGCAUGUUAAUGUUUGUGCUUUCCGUUUCCUUUGAUGAAAUGAAUCACCACUAUUUUUAAAAAGCAGCAAAAAGCAUCAGCAUUGCAGUUGAGACAAAUGUCUUCUGUCCACGGUGGUCUGACAUGCAGCUGCCGUAUUACUCACGUGCAACGUUAACAAAGGCAGCAUGCGAAAUCACAUCUUUGCAUUCCCAAAUCUUGGCCUGCACGCUUGUGAGGUAAAACUGUUUAAUAAAGCAUAGUUGUCAUGUACAGCAGCUUGAUUUGAUGCCGAAUAUGGUGCUGCUAGGUUCAACUUCUCUUUGCGUGUGUUUGUGUAACAUGCAAAAACAAAUGCAGAAAUAAAAAAAAAUCUUGGUUGCAUGACAGAUUUGUCACAAAUAGCACAGAUUUCACUGGCUUUUCUUUCCCCACGUUUGAACAUAUGCUGUCUUCAGCAUGUGGUUCUGUCUGUCUGCCAGUGGGUGGCAUCACCUUCAAAUGUUUCUACGCCAUGAACUGUCUUUCUUUCAUCAAUGAAAACUGACGCAAUAAUUUUCAGACGGCAUAAGAAGUCACUGUGAUACUCAUUUUUUGUUGUCUGUUUUUACAGGGGAAUAUCCGACUUUGACUGGGCCUAUUUUAUGCAGCUGUGGUUUUAUAUGAACUGAUGGUUCUUUGUUUUAGAGAUUCAUCUGCGUGAAGACACAAUAAAAAUCAUUCAAAACAUCUUAGGAUGCAUGCAUAUAGACCCUAUGUCUAAACUUAUUUAUUAAAAAUGCAGCUCUCAAGUUUCCGAAGUCGCAUAACAGUCAACACAUGUAAAGGUUAAUUUAAGUUUAAAAUUUGAUUAAUUUCUUAAACAUGAACGUGCUGUAGUUAUGAUGAAUAAUGUAUCUUUUUUGUUGUUGUCUUAACCUGUACUUUAUUUGAUUAUGUUUCGUACAUUUUAAACAACUUCCUGAGCUCACAAAACCAAAUAGACAGUUGAGUUUAAUCAAUAAAUCAUGCUCCAGAUGCCCAUGACAUUUACCAACACUUUAAAGUUAAUUGUUUCUCUUUAAUUAAUUCCUUUGCAAUGGAUUUAAUUGAUUCAUUACAGAGAUUAUUUGUCCCCUGCUUUGAAAAAUGGGCUUCACAUCUGCUUUUGCUGCAAUGCAAAGCAAAUGAUUAGCGUGGCAGAGUUAAUGUCAGUGUUCAUGCAGCAGUUGUGCUUUAAUUGAACCAUUUGGGCUCAUUUCUGAUCUGCAGCGGAGCAGGAGACCGGGCCGGUGCCGCAGCAGAAUCCAAAUGUCAGAUGAGGUCAUGUCUUUGUCUCGGCGCUGCAGCUCUGCGGUUUCCAUUAACACGUUUGAUUUCGCCGCCGGGCUUUUCUGCGCAAUAAGCUGCUGUCUUUCUAAACCUCGCGGUGUGUUUUCAUUUUACAGUAUGCCCCUCUGUCCCUGAGACCCUUAACCUGUGAGGUCAAAGCAGGUCACAGGUGAGGUCCUCGGGAACAGGGCUGCAUUCAGUUUCAACGUUUUGCGAAAUUUCAAAAUACCUGACACUUUAAUCGCAUUCCCUCUGCUCCAUGAAGAGUCAUCUGGUUCAGCCCAAAGGAAGUGUCAGACAUUGCAGCAUCACAGCUUGUGUAAUAUUACAUCAAAGCUGCAAGACUGCUCAGACUGUUUAACGCCUGUCAUGGUACAAUCAAGACUUUUUGGUUGGUGCAAGAAGAGGACAACUAUCUCCUGCAGCCCUCUAGGGGGCCAACCCUAUUGGCUGCCUUUGUGUUAUCGCCUCUGAUCCGGGGCCAAUAAGAAGACAGCCGAGGGUUGUGACCCCGUCAUAUAUGUCAACUCUGGAGAUGAAGUUUAAAUUUCUCUUCAAGCUGGAGAAGAAAAAUAUUCUUUUUUUCUUUGUGUUUUAAUAAAACAUCAACUAAAGGUAUUACCUUUGUGCCUAUGAGUUAUUUACACAACAUUCCAUAUUGUCAAGGGAAACUAAUACAAACUUUGAAAUUUACCACAUGUAGAGAUUUCCCUCUGUGAUCAGCAGGUAAAAUUAAAUUUUCUUCCCUUUUCAUUAAAUCCAUCAAAGGAAGCCGUGCUGGCACCUUGGUGGUGUGUGAGAGGUACACACCCCUGUUGAAAUGCAAACUAUGACAAAUUAUUGCAUUACAUAUUUUCCAAAUGUAUUGACAUUUUCUCUACAAUUAAACUGAAAAUGAAACGAAUCCAUUAGAAGGAAAUAAAAUAAAAAGUUGACAAAACUUGGUUGCAGAAGUGUGCUAGCUGAUAAGCUAAAAACUUUAAGCAUUUUUUGUUGUAAUUGUAUCUUUCAGACUAUCAGCAUGCUACAUCUUGACAAUGUUUUGCCACUCUCCCUUUCAAAAAUCACCCAACUUUAUCAGAUCCACAGACGUUUUUAAAUAAAUCCUUACAUUUUCUGUCAGAUUUGGUUUUAAACUUUGGCUAAGUCCAUCCAAAAAUUUAAUUUUCUGUUUAUGUUGACCUCUAUUUGGAGUCUGUAAUGCUGAAAGACUAAAGCUUACUAAGGCAUUUUAAGAUUUUAGGUAUAAACUCAUGGUAAUUUCACAUGAGUGAAAUGAAGAUCUGAAGAAAAGUAACUCCAGAUCACGGUUCUGCCUCCAAUAUGUUUUAUUGCAGCCAUUGUGUUCUUUUGAUAAUGUUCUCAUGUUUUUUCGUCAAAUUUACCUUUUGAUAUUGUGGCUCAAACUUUAAUGCUGGUUUCAUUCAACCAUCAGAAGCUUUAAGCACGUUUGGAUGUCUUCUUUACAAGUUUUAUUUAUCAUUUUAGAAUAAAACUUCUGAGUUCAGACACAUGGAGAACGUUUCCACCUCCAGAGUAAAACCAGACACGAAAUUUACAGUUUUUGGCUCUGAUUGAGAUUCUGAAAAAUCUAUUUUUUUCCAUUCAUUCCCAUUGAUGCAUUGCAACUAGAAAAUUAUGAAUCUUCUUUUUUUUUCUUUUUUGGAAAACUCAUAAUAAUGACAACGAGCCACAUGCCAGACACAAGCCUACAGGCACGACCAGAAAGACGCACACACACUCCAGUUUAUUUGGGAUUUUCCGUGUUCAGCCAUCUGACUAACAAUCGGACUUUGGCGGUCCUGGAGAACACUCUAGCCUGAUAUUGAUUGGCCUGUCUGCGCUGAGACAGAUGAAUGCAUUAGUACCCAGCUCACCCUGCCACUGGAAAUAUAUUAAGUUCAUGUAUUAGGCACCCUGUCUGGUUGCCAUGGAGAUGCACCAGGAGCGCGGGAUCGGGGAGAAGAAGGAUGGGGGAGUGGAGGGACGAGGAGGCGAGUGGGGGAUACAGGAUGCGAUGAGGCAGUUGAGUUGAUUUGUAGUCCUACUCCCUCUUCGUUUAUUUCUGUCUGUCACUCGAGCGUCCGCUCUUACCUCCAUCCCCUCCUCUCCCUUUGUCUCAUGACUUCAGUUUCUUUUCGCUUGAAAAAAACUGUGUGAACUUUAUCAGGAAAAACAUUCAAUUUACACCCCAUCAAUUAAUUUUGUUCCUCUUUUGUUCUUCAUUUCCCCCUCUGACUGGCUCCCGACUCGCCAUCUGUCAAUUUCCACAGCUGUCUCGUUUAUUGAAAAUUAAAUAAAAUUCUAAUUUUACUUGAAUUUUCUUGCCAACAUUCCUUUUUGCUUUGUCCUGACACAUACCUAGGCGUUUAACUCCCCUUUUAUCUGCCCCUCUCCCCCUCAUCUGCGCCACCUCCCUCCUCGGCUCACGCCAUCUCUGUGCUCUGCAGUAAAACUGGUGCAUUGAGGCAGCAGGAAAUGGGGAAUAGAGACAAUAGAAUGGAGGAAAUACAGAAGAUACUGUCUGCUCGCAGACCCAAACACAAACCCCACAAGCUCAUAGACAUUUGGAUGUAUGUCAAAUAUAUCUUUAAGGCUCUCAAGUUGUUCUUGCAACCUGAAGAAUUAGAAUUUCUUCACAUGCUGUCACCAUGGAAGCUGGAUUCAAAUAAAAACAAAAAAAAAUUGCUCAGUUUGGAGCUCUUGCUAAAAAUAUGCAUGGCUGUUUUGUGGCUUGCAAGUGUUAGUUUGCUGAUUUGCCCCUCUCUGAGCUGCUAUAUCUGCUUUAUCAAGCCGCAAGUCAGCGGUCGGCUGUGCUCGGGUUACGUUGUGGGAGAAACUAACGUCAACAGCGUGGACGAAUGCUUCAGGAUGCUGGACCGCAUAUUCAGUACGAAUGAGAAAGUGACAGAGGCUGGAAGAGCGGCUGGAGGUUUAGAAGGCAAGCUGAAGGAGAUCCUAGAAGCAGAGAUCUUACCCAUAGUGACAGAGUUUCAGGCAAAGCGGAUUAUGGACACUGUGUAUGAAAGCAGGUUGCAGAAAGCAGCAGACAAUUUCAUUGCAGCUGCCUCCAAACUGCCUAGAGAUGAUAAGUGUAUACCUCCAUGUGGUUUUCAGAAUAUAGAUGCGGCGUACAACUGCGACACCUGCCAGUACGACUCCUGCUUAUUCCCACUUGACUGUCCAGUUGAAGAAAUUGAAGUAAUGGAGAAUGGAGGAAUCCAAAUGCAGUGCAACGUGCCAUUUGACGUACCAACUGAUAUUGAGGUGAUCUGGAGGUUUGCGGAGGAGUUCAGGACGCAGGAAAUGGAGCAGUUUAAGGAGGUGACUGCAGGACCCGACAGGCUUUACUCCAUUUCAUCAACCAGCUCUCAGCAUAAGGGCACCUACCAGUGUGAGAUUUUCUCAGGCACUCGAUCCAUUGUCAGGCUUUACUUCUACGUCACAGUGACCCCCCGGCCUGUGGCAGGCCACACAGCGCUGCAGGGGAUAUUUGACCUGUCUCUGCUCCCAAGAGGGCAGUUACUCACCGCGCCUGGUGCUGCUCCUCACUUCUUCCUCCACCUCCUCCUGUUUCUUCUCACCACCUGUUUAGCCUCUUCACUGCUGCUGCUGUUCAUCUCCCUGGGGUUCCUGUACUGGUUGUCAGUAUCGGAGGUAGACCAUCCUGUAGCAGAUUCGGAUGAAGAAGAUUAUUUUGGUGUUUCAUUGUUAGCAGUAUGAAAAAGAGCAACUUGUAUUAAAAAUGUACAUAAAGUACUGGAUAUUCUGUGAGGCAUUAUGUCAUACUUGGAGGUAAAUGUGUGUGUAACUCUUCUCACCACUAGAGGUCAGGAUACACAUUUUUAUUAGAAUAAUUGACAAUGACUUUCUGUAUGCAUACAGCAUUAAAACAAGUUGUUUUAAUCAAAGUACAACAAAUUUUAAAGUAUAACAUGAGAUGUGCGUUUGUGAAAGUAUAGCUCAGUUUAUGCAUAUUUAAAUCUACUUUUUAAAUUCCUAUGCCAUCUAAUAACUACAAUCAGAAAUAGUUUCUUUAAACAUAAUUAAAAUAUUGACAAAAUGGUAGGUUUACCUGGAUUAAAUCUUAAAACUUUUGCUUGCUCCCCUAUCAUGUGCAGUGACACACCAGUGUAAAAAUCUGGUUGUUUAUGUCUUUUAUGACCUUGUUUAUUUCUGUUCAUUUCAUUUUUCCCCUAUUUUGACAUAUUCCAACUAUAAUAAGCUUUAUUGCAAUGCAUGUGCAAGAAAACAAAGCAGAACAAACUUGUGGAGUAGAAGAAACAUGGUACAUAAGUUUCAAGCUCAUUCAAAAAGUAUAGAGGCCAUUCGAAUUCAACUUCCUUUUCCCUUUGCUUAUUCAGGUCACAGGUAAUGUAAUUACACACAUUACCUGUGUGUAAUUAAAUUUCAAGAUAAAGCCAGACAUUUUGUGAAAGACUUGGAAGAUUUUUUUUUUUAGCGAAUGUAGGACAAAGAGCAUCAUGAGGAACAAAGAGACUAUCAGAAAGAAAGUUGGGGAGAAGAAUAGAUUAGGGUUAUAAAAUCCAACAAUAUCCUACGUUUUAAUAUUGCAUACUUCAAUCCAUUAUCCACCAAAAUGUAAUGGCACGACUGCAAACCUACCAAGACUUGGCCAUCCACCUUGGCCAGCAGACAGCAAAACAUUAAUAUAUAUAUGAUAUAUUUUCCUUUACCAAAGAUAGUUCGGCUCAUCAGAGUUAAUAGGAAAAUGUAUGGAGUUAAAUACUGGCCAGUCCUGGAAAACAUCGUGCUAAAGGCUACUAAUGUUAUAAUACUAAGUUAGUCACCUUCCAGUAAUAAAAAUCCACUAAAUAUACAGCCAGAUAUAUAGUGGAAAGGUUUAAAUCAGAGUAGCACGUUCGUGGGUUGGAAUGGCCUUGAUGUUUGCAGACAUUUCUAAUCUGAUUUGACUGAGCCGAAGUUGUUUUGCAAAGAAGAAUAGAGAAAACCUUCAAUCUCUCAAUGAGCACAACUGGCAGACAUGUUCCAAAAGACUGUCAGCUGUAAUUCCAGUGAAAGGUGUUUUUAAAAGGUAUUGGCAAAGUAUUCAAUCAUACAGACUGAAUACAAAUAAAAGCUGCAAUUUUUAGGUAUUUAUUUGUAAAAAAGAAAACAUUUUUCAAAUGUAUAUCACUUUUCAUCCAUCUUAUAAUUAAGUGCCACUACUGAAGUCUGCUGUUGCAAUGUAACAAAAUCUGAACGUUUCAGGAGCUGUUAAUAUUUUUGCAAGGCCCAGUAUGUUUUCCUAUUUGUUACUUAUUGGUUGUGCAUGUUUGUUCAGCCAUGACGUUUGUAUUUACUAUCCUAAAAUGUUGUUUUCAUUGUUUUACUUAUCAGAUCAGUCAUAUCACCAAUGUAAGUCAAGGAGCCACAACAGACAGAGGCACUGAAUGAUAUGUGAUAACAUACAUGAGAGCGUGUGAUAAAGACAAGAUCCUACUAUAUAAAGUGCAGCGACAAAAUGCAUAAAAAAGUUACCGAGAUAGAAGUAAAAGUAAGUAAUUGUUGAAAGCUGUUGUCAUGGAACGACUUCAUAACCAGGCAGAAAUUUUAAUUGAAAAGGGAGAAACAAAUUUCAUUCACUCAGUGAAGUGUGCUGUUCUGAACUGUGUGGCCUGGAUUGCUUCUGGAUACGUUCUGUGCUAAAAUGAUAAGGUAUUUUACAUGUUUCACCAGUAAAAGAACGAUUUGAUACUGUAGCCUAAAGACCACCAGGGGGCAGCAAAAUACAUCUUGUCUUAUUGUCUACUCAAUAAAUCACACAUUUUGGAGCUUUCUACACUUACCUUGAAUUCAUUUUUGAACUUUGUGAUGAUGACGUUAGUUUUGCGUCACAUCAAGAUUGUGACCCUGAGAUGAUCUGGUUGCUAAAGGCAACACCCUUAAAACAAAACUGUAAAAGGGGAAGUACUUCAAAUGCAAAACUUGUGACAAAUGUGACAAUUCAGUCAUUUGCUUAAACAUUUUCUGCAACAAUUAAUCACUGAAAACUACUCGGCACAGAACUGCUGAAGCGCAGGUUCUGUGUCCCGAGACCUUGUCAGAGGUUGAUGAGAUGGAUGUGUAUGUGAGAUCAGCCUGAACAGAAUCAAAUAUCAAUUCUGAAUAAAAGGUGUUUUCCUUA